UCUCCUUCUACAAAUAGUCGGUUUGGAAGUGUUAUAGAAAGUCUGUAUUUUAAAUGUUAUCUCACAUCAUCUGCUCAUGUUCAUCAGCUUGUAUUUGUCGGAUGGUUUCUCUGCAAUCGCGACCUUCAGAGUUACCUGUAACACCAACUCUAACAGACAUGGUUACAAUCUCUGGAAGUAAGGAUCAGGGACGUCUCUCCAAGCUGCAGUUGAUGCAGUCAAAGCUUGACUACCUUCUACCACAAGCAAAUCUGUGGCCCAACUUUGCUCUGGAGUCUCAAGGAGCAAUGAUUUUAGCCAAAACGACAUCAAAACCUUAUCAGAGCCAUAAGGCAUGUCGAUUGUUUGGAACAUCUUUCAGGCUACCACCUAUGGGCCCAAACAUUGUUAUUAAGGGAAGAACACAUUUGAAUCCAGGACAAUGCUGGGCCUUUGCAGAUUUUCCAGGACGUUUAGACAUUGCUCUGUCCCACAAAGCCAACAUAACGCAUGUGUCCCUGGGACAUAUUACAAAGAUGGUAUCCCCCACUUCCUCAAUCUCUAGUGCCCCUAGAGAAUUUUCUGUCUAUGGAAAGAAGCAUUUAGAAGAUGAGGAGAGUCAUUUGGGAACUUUCCUGUAUGAUCAAGAUGGAGACCAAUUGCAGACAUUUAAAGUUCCUGUAAAUAUGUCAAAUUUAUAUUUUAUUAACCAAAUACAGUUAUUACAGAAGCCCAGAGUGACUGACCUUGUUAUAAAUAUUGAGCAUCUUUCCUAACAUACAACCAGAAGUUUCUUCACUGGGUAUUACUAGCAUUCAAUAUAAAAAACCCACUUUAAAUAAAAUGGCAGAUACAGUAUUAUUGUUCAUUCAAAAUGCUCCAAUGAAAAUUUCUAUUUAAACCAUAAA
This is a messenger RNA of Poecilia latipinna (sailfin molly), 887 nucleotides long. RefSeq names its product SUN domain-containing protein 3-like. Lineage: Eukaryota; Metazoa; Chordata; Actinopteri; Cyprinodontiformes; Poeciliidae. The record is from RefSeq and is a predicted model, not a curated record. Bases 54 to 755 code for a protein of 233 amino acids. The transcript is spliced from 5 exons. Gene Ontology annotation, molecular function: protein-membrane adaptor activity. Gene Ontology annotation, cellular component: meiotic nuclear membrane microtubule tethering complex; nuclear envelope.